Molecule: messenger RNA, 2876 nt
Organism: Tachysurus fulvidraco (yellow catfish)
Lineage: Eukaryota; Metazoa; Chordata; Actinopteri; Siluriformes; Bagridae
Gene: gpr171
Product: G protein-coupled receptor 171
Exons: 2
Coding region: 703-1677 (324 amino acids)
Biological process (GO): G protein-coupled receptor signaling pathway
Cellular component (GO): membrane
Molecular function (GO): G protein-coupled purinergic nucleotide receptor activity
Source: RefSeq, a predicted model, not a curated record
UAAAAUGAAUAAUUUUAUUUAUGUGAAAUUUAGAGUAAUAGAGGGAACAAGCCAAUAAACGCGGUGCUUUCCCCAGGCAGCUCUGACAGAAUUUAAUGAACUUAAUUUCAAUUUCAUCUUCCUUCAUUUUCUGUAUCUCCUGAGCACUGUAUGUUUUUGACAAACGGACCAAGCUUGUAAAACAUCUUACAUGAAGUGUCAAAAUGCUUUUGACAAAACGCAGGCUAUAUGCUGAUUUUCUGUUCCUGAGCUUUAAGUGAUGAAGUUGUGGUUUUCUUACCGAGAAUUGGAAAGUUUCAGAAACGUCACCGCACCACACAGUUUAGAUAACGCCCUCUUUUGCGCUGUAGAAAUGUAAUUUGUGUCAGGCAGCAGACUUACUUUAGAAACUAUAAAGGAAGUGGUGUAUAACAACAUGCUUGCUGCUGAUGAAGAGCAAUUGAACAUGCGCUUCCGUUCGAUUUAUCAGCAGACAGGAUAACAUGUCUGCUUUGCUAGACAGCUUUGUAUCACUUCCUUCCAUAAGUCUGGAUCACCUUUGCUCAGAUUCAUUUGUCUGAGUACUGUUAAGGUACAAGCUUACAACAAAGAAAGUCUACAGGCAACACUUUCUCAAGAUUGUUUGUUAUGACAUCAGCCCAUCCAACACAGUGGAUAAAUUGUGAUACAAUCUAAGUUUUUUCUAAAACACCUCUUUCAAAAAUGGAGCAUACAGCAGAUCCCAUUAUGAAGGCUGAGAACUGUGUGGUAAAUGACAAGAUGGUGCCAUUUGCCACAUUCUACAUCAUUAUCUUCUUGAUAGGCAUGGCUGGCAGCCUGGUGGCACUCUGGGCAUUUAUACACAGUAGAAACGUCAAGAAGUGCAUGAAUGUCUACCUGAUCAACCUUCUGACAUCUGACUUCUUGCUGACAUUGGCACUGCCAGUAAAGAUCGCUAAAGACUUUGGUGUGGAAUCCCAGAGACUAACAAUUUUCCACUGUCAAGUCAGUUCACCACUCAUCUACAUCAACAUGUAUGCCUCCAUCAUAUUUCUGGCUUUUGUCAGCGUACAACGUUAUCUUCAGAUUACCCAGAGCUCCAAGCUGUUCCGUCUACAGGAGGUUGGCUUUGCCCUGGUCAUGUCGGCUGUAGUCUGGGUUCUGGUGCUCUUCAUCAAUGUCCCUAACAUGGCUAUCCCAAUCAAGGACAAGAUUUCUAACAGCACUUUAAUAACAUGUAAAGACAUUAAGCAGGAUGUUGGAAAACACUGGCACACACUCUCUGUUUUUCUGGGCAUGGCAAUUUUCCUGAAUGCCUCUGUUGCUGUGCUUUUGUCCAAUGGCCUUGUACUUAAGCAGUUUUGGGGCAAACGUGGAGGAGACCCUCAGGAACAGGCCAGUGCUCACCAUGCAUCUGUCAAUAUCGCCAUGGUGACAGUGGCUUACGUUGUCUGUUUUGUGCCAUAUCAUGCAGUUCGAAUGCCUUAUACGUUUACACAGAAUGAGAUAAUCACUGACUGUGGUGUUAGGAAGCACUUAUUCCUAGCCAAAGAGUCCACUUUGCUUCUUGCCAUCCUAAACCUGUGCUUUGACCCAGUGCUGUAUUUUUUUUUCUGCCCCUCAUUUAGACACCAGAUCACACAGGUUUUUACUAAAAGGAGAAGGGUAGAAAGAAAUCCAGAAUCUGUCCUAGAUUAAAAGCUACAACUGCAGUUAGUUUCAUAAUCUUGAAGAAUAGAUAUGAGACAUCUAUUUUUCAUAAUCUUGAAGAAUAGAUGUCAGACAAAAUUACAAUAAUAAAAAAAAAAAAACAUGUGAAACCAGAUGCUGAACAGAAUGUAAGGGUCUAAAAAAACCCUUUCAAUACACCGAUGCCAGAUAAGGGAAGUAGUGUAUUCUCUCACAUAAAUCAGAAAUCUCUACCAAAAAAAUACCUAAGUAAGUAAAUGACAGAAUUUUGUAUGUAAUUAAUUUUUUUUAUAAUUUAUAAAAGGUACAAUGCUGCUUUCAAAGUAUUGAAGACCAAAAUUAAAUGAGAAAAUCUUGUUUAUAGCAUUGCACUAUAAGUAAAUUCUUUUCAACAAGUCUACAUAUUAAUAUUUCUGUUAAUAUAUACAGGUUUUGCAGUUUAUUUUGCACAGAUGGAAUUAGUUACUCACAUUAUGCACAAUUAAAUAAUCCUGAGAUUUCACAGUUUUAUAAGAAAUUAAAAUACUUGAAGACUAUGAAAAGAAUGAAAAGAAAUGAAAGUAAUUCCUGCUUUGCUGAUUAUUUGUUUUUGGAAUAGGCUCUGUCAAACACUGAAUUCUAAUAAGACCAAGUGAUGCUAGGAAUGUAUUUAUUGUUUUUAGUCUGCCAUUUAUUUUAACCAAUUACCAAGAAAGUCACCACUUUUCUAGAAUAUGAGCACUGAAUAGCGCACACAGGGAAAAGCCCUGAUAUGACUCAUGUUUCAGACUGGUUUUAAUGACACAUAUAAUGUUUUCACUUUUACAUUUAAAAACUGCACCUAAUUUAUAAGUCUUGUAUAUUUACCUUCGAUCUUUACUCCUCUUUAUUUUGCUUUACUCUUUAUCUAAUAUUUUCCAGUAAAAAGUACCACAGAAGAAACAGUCAGCAAACUGUCAUUCAGAUCCCUGUCUAUGAAUCAUGCCUUGACUCAUACCUUAGAAGUCUGACAAAUGUUAACACCUACUGUUUAUUUCUCAUCACUCCAUGUCUAGACAUGGUCGGUUGGUCAAAAAUGCCAAAGGGUUAUUUUAUCUAUAACAUGGGUUUUCCCAUUUCAUAUGAUGAAGUCUUUUCCAUUUUUGAAAAAGAUACUGUAAGGAAUGAUAUAAAGAAAGUAAAAAUAAAAGCAUUUUACAAGGCUAAAUAAAGGCUUUUAAAAUGAAAAA